CUCAUACUCCGUACUUCUUCCUCUGGUUUAUUUUUUUAGGCUUCAAUCUCUGUGUUCCCGCCGGGCUGAUUUCACAAAUCCGCUCUAGCCUGAUAGAUUAACCGCCCUCUCUCCCUACCGGUGCCCGCAUAUCUCGAAGUGCAGGCUGCGGCCAAAUGGAUGUAUAUGGUGGAAAUGAUGAGGAGAACGCAGAGUUGCGAAAGCUCCUGGCGGAAGUGAACGACGAUCCAGACAACUUCGAGAUCUGGGAGAAACUCGUUCGGACCGCCGAAGCGUUAGAGGGGGGAAUAAACAGAAACUCGAGCUCUCAGGCCAUAACGACGGUACGGGGCACCUACGACCGAUUUCUCGCCAAAUUCCCCUUGUUCUUCGGGUACUGGAAGAAAUAUGCCGACCUCGAGUUCUCGAUAGCUGGGACCGAGGCAGCGGAAAUGGUUUAUGAACGAGGCGUCGCAAGCAUCACCAACUCAGUAGAUCUUUGGACGAACUAUUGCUCCUUCAAGACCGAAACCAGCCACGAAGCCGACAUUAUUCGAGAGUAAGUAUACAAGAGACACAUCCCCUCUCGUUGAAAGACCUAAACAUAGCACACGACACAACCAUUAGCUGGAUUGGAUGAAACGACGAUGGCCAUCGAAAGAUUGGUGAGAAUCGUCAUAAGCCAAAUUUCCCUGCUGGAGUUGCUUCUCACAAGUCGUCAGUCAGGUGCUUUGAUUUGCUAUUUGCCCGAUACGAGGAGGCCUUUUGUGCCCAUUCUUUCUGCGUACAAGGAAUUACACCUGUUGCUGCAAAAUGAUUGAAGGAUCAUCAUCACGUCACGUACAUACACCUGUUUGCACCCUCUGUUUCCCUCUCCUGAUCCCUGGCGUCACAAUUCGUUCAUACUAACACCCCAAUAAUAGGCUCUUUGAGCGAGGUGCUGCAUGCGUUGGUCUGGACUUCCUUUCUCAUCCAUUCUGGGACAAGUAUAUCGAGUUCGAGGAACGAAUGGAGUCCCAAGACCGAAUAUUCACCAUUUUGGGUCGGAUUAUUCAUAUUCCCAUGCACCAGUACGCCCGAUACUUCGAGAAGUAUCGGCAGUGGGCUCAGUCUCGCCCGCUGACUGCUAUCGCUCCUCCUGGUACUCUGACUCAACUCCAGAUGGAUAUUGAAAAUGAAGGUGCUGGGUACAAAGCUGGCCGAUCCCCAGCCGAAGUCGAAAGAGAGCUCCGAUCGCGCAUUGAUAAUUACCAUCUCGAAAUCUUCCGACGGACACAGAAUGAAACCACGAAGAGAUGGACCUAUGAGUCUGAGAUCAAGCGGCCAUAUUUCCACGUUACCGACCUGGAUGAGGCCCAGGUUACCAAUUGGCGCAAGUACCUCGACUUCGAGGAGGGUGAAGGCGACUACACCCGCACCCAGUUCUUGUAUGAGCGAUGUUUGGUCACAUGCGCUCAACACGAUGAGUUCUGGUUGCGAUAUGCCAGGUGGAUGUUGGGUCAACCAGGGAAGGAAGAGGAAGUUCGGAACAUCUAUCAGAGAGCAUCAUGCUUCUUUGUUCCGAUAGCCCUUCCUCAAACCCGACUCCAGUAUGCUUAUUUUGAAGAAAUGACUGGUCGUGUCGAUGUGGCCAAGGACAUUCAUGAGGCAAUCUUGGUGAAUCUCCCGGGUCAUGUGGAAACGAUAGUUUCGUUGGCAAAUUGCACCCGUCGCCACUCAGGCCUGGAUGCAGCAGUUGCGGUCUACCAGUCUCAGAUUGAGUCACAGAUUGACACCUCAGCAAAAGCAGCUCUGGUUGCUGAAUGGGCCAAGGCGUUAUGGAAGCUCAAAGGGUCUACUGACGAAGCUCGACAGCUGUUCCAGAAGAACCGGCAGUUUUACCAACAAAGCCCAGAAUUCUGGACAGCUUAUCUGCGCUUUGAAAUCGAUCAACCUGCAAUUGAUGGUUCUGAGCAGAUUCAACAAGACCAAAUCAAGCAAGUUGUCGAUGAAAUCAUGACCAAGGGCACUUUGCCUGAAGCGACCGUGCAGGAGCUGGUGGCAAUAUACAUGAAAUAUCUUCUUGACCGAGGCACGAAAGACGCCGCCAAAGAGUAUAUGAACCUCGACCGGGAAAUCAAUGGGCCUUUGUCAGUACAGAAAUCAUCGAGGGUCCAAACCGCGAUUGACCCAACCAAGGCUGGUGCAUUUGCCAAUGGACAGCCGCCUCCAAUCAGAUAUUCAUAAAAGAGAAUAUCUUCAACUCCAUACGGCAACAUUUAUCGCGCUGGUUCCGAUGUAGGUGACUAUUUAUCGAGUCAAGGUCAUGCUGGGGGAACGUAUACGAGUAAGACGAGUAUGCCUAUGCGUGUGCGGAAGGCCCUAGCGGUGACACCCUCCCGAAAGUUGAUGAUGGACCUACAGAAGACAUUCAGCACACUAGGAGACUGUCACGACUCCCUUGGGAACUAACAACUCGGACUUUAAGGAAAGAAAAUACGGGGAGGGACCAGCCUAGUCAAGUCUUCCAUAGCCUUGGCCUUUUUUUAUUUCAGAUGAACAUUCCAUCCGUACUCUGGACAAAUUUGAAACGUUAUCUGCGUCA
Molecule: messenger RNA, 2563 nt
Organism: Exophiala oligosperma
Lineage: Eukaryota; Fungi; Ascomycota; Eurotiomycetes; Chaetothyriales; Herpotrichiellaceae
Exons: 4
Coding region: 988-2205 (405 amino acids)
Biological process (GO): mRNA 5'-splice site recognition; RNA processing
Cellular component (GO): U2-type prespliceosome; commitment complex; U1 snRNP
Molecular function (GO): protein binding
Source: RefSeq, a predicted model, not a curated record